Messenger RNA from Talpa occidentalis (Iberian mole), 1182 nucleotides. Its product is annotated as fetuin-B-like. The transcript is spliced from 7 exons. Gene Ontology annotation, biological process: negative regulation of endopeptidase activity; binding of sperm to zona pellucida. Gene Ontology annotation, cellular component: extracellular region. Gene Ontology annotation, molecular function: metalloendopeptidase inhibitor activity; cysteine-type endopeptidase inhibitor activity. The record is from RefSeq and is a predicted model, not a curated record. Bases 16 to 1182 code for a protein of 388 amino acids. Lineage: Eukaryota; Metazoa; Chordata; Mammalia; Eulipotyphla; Talpidae.
UCUGCUCCCCACAGAAUGGGUCUGCUCCUGCCCCUGGUGCUCUGCGCCCUGGCUGUGGGCUCUGGGGCUACAUCUCCACCCCUGCCAGUUUUCAACCCAUCGCCUUUACUCUCCCGUGGCUGCAAUGACUCAGAUGUGCUGUCAUUUGCUAAUUUUGCCCUGGGGGACAUCAACAGGGACCGCAAGGAUGGCUACGUGCUGAGCCUCAACCGAGUGAGCGAUGUCCGUGAACACAGACAGGAUGGACCAGCAGCUCUGUAUUAUCUCACCCUGGACGUGAUAGAGACUGACUGCCAUGUGCUCAGCAGGAAGUCAUGGAAGGACUGUAAAGGGAGAGCACUGUUCCAUUCAGUUUAUGGUCAAUGCAAAGCAUUAUUUUAUAUGCACAAGACAGCUAGAAUUCUCCAUACACUUUCUUAUAACUGUACUCUUCGCCCAGUUUCUAAAAGAAGCAUUCUUCGAACAUGCCCUGACUGCCCAGUGCUUGGUGGUUCUGUCUCCCGUGACUUCUCAGAUCCCAGUGUUUUGGAAACUGCCACUGAGUCUCUUGCAAAAUACAACAGUGAGAGCACCUCGAAGCAGUAUUCUCUGGUCAAAAUCACCAUGGUUUCUCGCCAGUGGGUGGGUGGACCUUCAUACUCUGUGGAAUAUUUAAUCAAAGAGGCACCUUGUACCAAAUCCCAGGCCAGCAGCUGCACGCAUCAGUCUCCUGACUCAGAGGCUGUUGGCCUUUGCAAAGGUUCUCUGAUAAAAAGUAGCAGAGUAAAGCCUGUCUCUGUGACAUGUGACUUCUUUAAAUCACAGGCCCCUACUCCUGGUGGUGAAAACUCUGCUGUUAACCUGGGUCCUGUGCAACUGCCCAAGGUGGAAGACUCCCAGCAGAAAAAGUCAGCUCCCACUGAUGCACCAGCCACAGCAGUGCCAAAAGGAUCUGUCCAAUACCUCCCGGACCUAGGUGAUGAGAAGCCCCAAGGGUCCCAGGAAAGUGUUCCUGUGGAGGCCUUCCCUGUGCAUCUGGAUCUAACCAGGAAUCCCCAGGGAGAACCUGUGGAUAUCUCCUUCCUCUUCAUGGGGCCUGAGAAGGAGACAGUGCUGGUGCUACCUUUCCCCUCCAAAGAACAACGCUCUGCUGAGUGCCCAGGACCAGCCCAGGAGGACAACCCUCUUCUUCUUCCUCCAUAA